GUUAGGCAUGUUUUUUUGGCUCCAACAAUCAGAGCCUGGAACUGAGCUAAAAGCUCCUAGAAACCCAGAGGGGUCUCAGAGAGGCUUUUAGAAAUCUGGGUUGAAUUCACACAAAUUCGUAGAGGUUGAUUUCGCUUGUUCUGUAAAAUACACACAUGGAAGAACGGUUGCAGAAAGCGUUAAGUGAAAAAGGCUUAUCAGUUUCAACUCAUCCACAAAAGGGUCGCUGCAUUUUUACUACUCGAGAUUUUUCUCCAGGUGAAGUAAUCAUCAGCCAAGAGCCUUAUGUUUCGGUUCCCACGAAAACCAAGACUGAACCAUUGCCAAAAUGCGAAUGGUGUUUUGCAUCUGCUAAUGUCAAGAAGUGUUCUGCUUGUCAAAUUGUGUAUUAUUGUGGCGCCACUUGCCAGAAGUCAGAUUGGAAGCUGCAUCGACUUGAAUGCCAAGUACUACUGAAAGUUGAGAGGGAUAAGAUAAAAUCCCUUGCACCAACAUUAAGAUUGAUGGUUAAACUUUAUUUGAGGAGAAAACUGCAAAGUGGUAAUAAUGUUCCAGCUACUGCUAUGGAUAACUACACAUUGGUGGAAGCUUUGGUCUCUCACAUGCCUGAUAUUGAUGAGAAGCAACUAGUGUUGUAUGCACAAAUGGCAAACCUUGUAAGUUUGAUUCUCCAACGGACUGACAUCAAUAUAAAAGAGAUUGCAGAAAACUUCUGUAAGCUUGCGUGCAAUGCACAUACAAUCUGUGACAGUGAACUGAAACCCCUUGGUACUGGGCUCUAUCCUGUAAUUUCUAUAAUCAAUCACAGUUGUUUGCCAAAUUCCUGUUUAGUGUUUGAGGGACGAUGUGCAGUGGUACGUGCUGUACAACAUAUAAAGAAAGGUACUGAGGUCUGUAUAAGCUACAUAGAAACUGCUGGAAGCACUACAACUCGACAAAAGGUCCUCAAAGAACAAUACUUCUUCUCCUGCACCUGCAGUCGCUGCAUAAAAUUGGGACUAACUGAUGAUAUCCAAGAAACUGCAGUUCUGGAAGGCUAUAGAUGUAAAGAUAGUGGGUGUAAAGGUUUCCUACUUUGUGAUGCUGAGGAUAAAGGAUUCAUUUGUCAGCAGUGUGGAUUACUUAGAGAGAAGGAAGAAAUAAAGAGCAUUGCGAGUGAUAUCAAUUCAUUGUUGGACAUAGCUUCACUGUCAUCUUCAUCUGGGAACCAGAAAGAUGCUAUUAGGUUAUAUAAGAUGAUUGAGGAGCGUGAAUUGAAGCUUAAUCAUCCCUUUUCACUCAAUCUGAUGCGGACUCGAGAAAAUCUUUUAAAGAUAUGCAUGGAGUUGCAAGAUUGGAAGGCAGCCUUGGUGUAUUGCAGAUUGACUAUUCCAGUUUAUCAGAGAGUAUAUCUAGGACGUCAUCCUUUGCUUGGGCUCCAACAUUAUACAUGUGGGAAACUUGAAUGGUUGCUUGGAGAGUCAGAGGAAGCAUUGAAGUCGCUGACUAAGGCAAUGGAUAUUUUAAGAAUCACUCACGGGACAAAUACUCCUUUCAUGAAGGAGCUUUCCUUCGAGUUGGAUGAAGCAUGCGCUGAGGUUUCCUUCAAGCUCUCAAGAAAUAACGAUGAUCACUGAAGAGUGCCUGCCUCCUCAUACUUUCCUUCCAAUCUUAUUAUUGUUUUCUCUAUUGUGUCACUGGAUGCGGCCUAUUCUUCUGUUUCUUAUGAACUUAUUCCUAUCAAUUUUCUUCUUCAUGUAAGCUUACAUUUCCUCUUACAUUUUCCCUGUGUUCUCUCCUCAUGUUUAUAUAUAUGUGUGUAGGGGCACACAUCAAUGUGCUAAAAUAUGUAUUUUGAAUGUUCCGAGACUUAUUAUAAGGAUCAUCAUCAAAACUAUAUGAUAAUUGUCAAAACUGAGAGAGUAUAAACCACUACCUUUCUAGCUUUCCC
Molecule: messenger RNA, 1930 nt
Organism: Cuscuta europaea
Lineage: Eukaryota; Viridiplantae; Streptophyta; Magnoliopsida; Solanales; Convolvulaceae
Source: the annotation of a GenBank genome assembly